UGUAUCGUCGAUGCAUUUGCCGCCAAAGGCUGCAAUGGCACCGAUCUUGCGAGCUGUCUUUGUGCUGAUAUAGCCCUCCAAGCUGGUCUGUCUGAAUGUGUACAGACUAGCUGUACCUUCGCGGAUCAGGUAGUCGCCGGGAGGAUCGAGACGGAGAUCUGCGCCAGCUAUCCGAAAGAGUCUCGCAGCUCAGAAGUCAUAAGUGUAACCAUUGCGGGAUGUGUCAUUGUCUUUCCUGUCAUAGCACUCCGUCUUUACAGCAGGCUCCGCUACGCCAAAGGGUUCUCAGGCGAUGACUUCGCGACAAUCGCUGCAGCCGUAGCUGCGAUCAACUUGUAUAAUGCGAGUAUCGGCUUCGGCAUGCAUUAUUGGACUAUCCCGGUAGAGACGGGGACCCUGAUAUUAAAGUUAUUCUACUUGAACUCCAUCGUCUACAUGGUUCUUCUCGUCGUCGGAAAGAUGGCCAUCUUACUAGUUUAUCUGAGGAUUUUCCCGGUUCCAACGAUCCGCCACAUUACCUGGGCCCUACUCUGUCUUCUUCCGGUACUUGAGGCUGUCUAUACUCUUCUUACGGCUCUUCAAUGUAUACCAAUCGAGUCGAUCUGGGACCGGCUUAUUACGGCCCGACGCUGUAUCGAUAUUAAUGCUGUUAUUUAUAGUAGAGGCAUUCUGAGUAUUGUCGAGGACGUCGCCAUUCUUAUCUUACCCAUGAAGCAAAUCUGGCAGCUGCAGAUCCAGCGACACCGUCGAAUAAUCCUGGUCACCCUGUUCAGUAUUGGUUCCUUCGCCUGCCUCACAUCUAUGAUCCGCAUGAAGUACGCCGUCAGUUACAGCACGACUUUUGAUGCUACUUGGGACGGCGUGGACAUCGUCGUGUGGUCGGCAGUGGAGAAAUUCUGCGCGUUGCUAUGUGGAAGUCUACCAGCACUACGACCGCUCGUC
This is a messenger RNA of Microdochium trichocladiopsis, 942 nucleotides long. RefSeq lists its product as uncharacterized. The annotation marks the transcript as partial. The transcript has 5 exons. The record is from RefSeq and is a predicted model, not a curated record. Lineage: Eukaryota; Fungi; Ascomycota; Sordariomycetes; Xylariales; Microdochiaceae.